UAAUACAGAAACCCACAGGGGGAACAUAUAUAAAACCCUGCACUGUGGGGAAUGUUCAGCAGAUGAGACUAUCUUUCAAUUCUUCAUUACCAGAAGAUCUACUAUCUCACGGGAAUCAUGAUAAUGCAGAAACUCUGGACUCUCCUGCUUGCCAAUGCACUGAUCAUUUGUCAGAUGUAUGUUACACAGGCCGCUCCAUCCAGAACUAGUAAGGAGUCUAUGUCAGAUGGAAUCAUACUAUCGAAGGAUGAUGCCCAAAGGUUACUCCGAACUAUCACGGAGUUCAUGAAGAUAACUUCAGAUGAGCAAGACACAGCGGAUGGAAACAGCUUGGAUAGACCCAUGUCUAAGCGCUGCACCGGCUUAAGCACUUGUGUGCUGGGCAAACUCUCCCAGGAUAUUCACAAACUCCAAACCUAUCCCCGCACCAACGUGGGAGCAGGGACGCCUGGAAAGAAGCGAAGUCUAUCCGAGCAAUAUGAAAACUAUGACAACUCAUACAACUGAAACUCUCUAAAUCUAUUAUUUCUGUCUGUCUUUCUGAGUUAGCAGAUGCUUAUUCAUCCAUUCACAAGACUGCAGAUGCAUGUGGAGCCUAUUUGUCUGACUAACUUCAUGGAAACGCUCUUGCUUUAAUUUUGGCACACAUUGGACUUUGACAUUGUUGAGACUUAGAAUUAGCUACAAACUUAAUGUCACUUACGGGGUUCUGCACGUUACAAAAGAAAUUAGAAAGAGCUAAAAAACAUUGCUAUUAAAUAAUUGUUCUCUUCAUAGUAAGUAUGUUUCCCCUUAAAUAAAAUUAUCUAUACAUGGAA
Molecule: messenger RNA, 818 nt
Organism: Etheostoma cragini (Arkansas darter)
Lineage: Eukaryota; Metazoa; Chordata; Actinopteri; Perciformes; Percidae
Gene: calca
Product: calcitonin/calcitonin-related polypeptide, alpha
Exons: 4
Coding region: 118-507 (129 amino acids)
Cellular component (GO): extracellular region
Molecular function (GO): calcitonin receptor binding; hormone activity
Source: RefSeq, a predicted model, not a curated record